AUGGAGGGAAGGAGCAAAGAAGUCGAGUAUGACGUGGCAGAGCAGAUAGGUAGGGGGAGAUUCGGAGCAGCAUUCCUCGUGGUUAACAAAUCGAAGAACAAGAGGUAUGUGAUGAAGAAGAUUAAACUGGCGAGGCAGACUGAGAGGUUCAAGCAGAUGGCGGUCCAGGAGAUGAACUUGAUUGCUGAGUUGAACCACCCGUAUAUCGUUGAGUACAGGGACUCCUGGGUUGGGAAGGAAUGCGUGUGCAUCGUGACGAAUUACUGUGAGGGUGGAGACAUGGAUCAGAUGAUAAGGAGAGCCAGAGGAACGUAUUUCAGUGAAGAGAUGGUCUGCAAGUGGCUGACCCAACUUCUGCUAGCAUUGGACUAUCUCCACUCCAAUCGUGUUCUUCACAGAGACUUGAAAUGCUCCAACAUAUUCCUUUCAAAAAGCAACGACAUCCGACUAGGUGAAUUUGGACUGGCGAAACUGCUUGGCAAAGAUGACCUUGCCUCCACCUUAACGCCUUCGAUAAGAAUACAUUUUCUCCUCCUUUUACCCAAUCAGGAAUCAUCUUGGCAAAAGCUUAUUGCUUUCUAUUUCAUAUGUGGAUAUGGCGGGACUAAUCCACAAGAUAACCUUGGCUCCAUUUCUCCACUACCACCUUCAUACUCAUCUACAUUGAAACAACUAAUCAAGUUUAUGCUGAGGAAGAGUCCAGAGCACGGCCUACGGCUGCAGAGUUGUUGA
Molecule: messenger RNA, 732 nt
Organism: Linum trigynum
Lineage: Eukaryota; Viridiplantae; Streptophyta; Magnoliopsida; Malpighiales; Linaceae
Source: the annotation of a GenBank genome assembly